CGAUCCCCUCUCACCUCGUUAGAAAAAAUCUCUUGAAUUUAGCUUUCAUCAUCAGAGUUGGGAAACAUGUACACACACACACACACACCGCAGCACGACGCGGGUGUGUGUAUCUUUAUUUCGGUGUCAUCUUCCAUACUCUCGCCUUGGAGACUUGUUGUCAAUGGCGUGAAUCUACAGUAUUACACACGACGGCCCCUUUUCCAUCUCAAUCAACGCUCAAAUCGGAAAAAUCAAGUUGCGAGACUGCUGCUGGCCUGGAUUCUUCAUACAUCCAGGCAGCUAUUUUUUGAAUCGAAUCGAAAAUGAUGGAGGAGCACAGCGACAAUUUCUUUUUCCCGAUUUGACAAAAAAGAAGAAUUUUGAUCGAUUGGAAAAACGUGACAACGUUGUGAUUGUUUACUCAUUUUCUACUGCUUGAAAAAUUGACGAACGACUUGAAUAUUUAAAUUGGUGACGUGGAAUCGUUUUUUUCACUAUUGGAAUGGAGUUCCAUUUCGACGACGACGAUUUAAUAUGGAACAUUUCCAAUGAAAAACCCGUUCACAGUCGGUUUGAUAGUCUUUUGAAAAAUCAAUGGGAAAUCGCUGCAGAGGCUGGUGUGUGCCGGUAUCGACUCACCAACUUGCAAACUAAAAUUCUUCCGGGGAAAUAUGGAUUCGUUGCACAGCUGAAUUCAGACAGGGCAACCCAGCGGCGGCUGCCCCAAAACUUGCAGAAAGUCAACAGUCCUUUUGAUGGCACUCUAUUCAACUUCAACAAAGUUCCUGCCCAAGAGGUUUUGUUGAAGCCUGGCAAUAAAGCAGCAGCAGCGGCAGCAACUUCUGGCAAAAUAAAGGACAAUGAGGCUACUGAUGCUGUUGUCAUAAUCAAUGUCAGUCCUUUGGAGUUUGGCAACAGUCUACUUGUCCCUAAUGUGACAGCAAACAUCCCUCAGAGAAUCACCCAAGAGGGACUUGAUCUCCUUGUGAGGCUAAUGCUCCUGAGCACUGAUGUGAAUUUGAAGGCCGGUUUCAACAGCCCCGGAGGAUAUGCAUCUGUCAAUCAUCAGCAUUACCAUCUCUAUUAUUUGCGUGAGAGGCUCUACCUGGAAACAGCGGCUGUGGAGCCAAUCGCUGGGCCUUGUUUCGCUUUAACUGAUUUCCCAUCGAAAGGUUUCGCAUUUCAGCUGACGGAUAACGAUCCAGCACUCCUCGCCAAGAACGUGUUUACUUUGGUCUCUUACCUUUGCGCCAACGAGAUUGCCCAUAAUCUGUUCGUGACUCGAGGGAAACGCUUCGGCGGAACUCUUACCACCGCCGAUGUCUACGAUACGCUGCGCGUGUUCGUCUGGGCCAGAGAACCUGCAUUCGGAGUCAAAGAAGAAAUAGGAUUCAACCCUGCACUUUGCGAGCUGGCCGGCCACCUUUUGAUCAAAGAGCCACCAGCCUACCAGGUCGUGACGGAAAAAGAAGCCGCCCAACUGCUGGACAGCAUCACGGCACCCUGGUUCGAGCGCGUCGGCGCCCAGAUUGCCCAUCUCUUUGCUUUUGCCACGUAGUCAAAAACGAUCGCUCCCAGUUGACAGAUGACUGACGUAAAUGACCCUGUUGUAAUUAAAUCGCGCCAGCUUUUUUCUCUCGACCAGCUCAACUGGUUCCGUGAGGUUGUGCACAGCACAGACAACAGUAACGAUUUUUCGGUUUAUUUCGGUUUGCAUCAAUUUUCAUUUGGAGCCGGGCCACGUUUGGCUGGGUUGAAACAAUUUCAGGUCGUUUGCUGUUUUUGCCUUCGUUGUCUCUUACAAAACGCUGACCAGUGAAACACAGUUGUUUAAACUAUUUUAAUUUUUUAUUCUGGGGGGUUUUUGUGUAUAUUUCAUCUUGACGUGAUAAUUAUGUUGUCAACAAAACUACGAUGAUAGAUUCGCAGGGGGAAUUCUAAAGGGCUGGAAUUCCGGUAAUUUAUACCCCCCCCUCCCCCAUUCAACCAUCAUUUGACAAUGUCAAAUGAUGGUUAACGCCGUAAAAACGCCGUAAAAUUCUGUUCUGUGCUGGUCACGACCGUCGUGAUUCUGUAGGUUAACCGCAGUUACACUAGACAUAUAUGUUAGAAAUGAUUUCUACCGUGAUAUUAGAGGUAGAACUAAUAUACUACGUUUUAAUUAAAAUAAUUGAAACAUGAAAUGAA
Messenger RNA from Daphnia pulex (common water flea), 2169 nucleotides. RefSeq names its product GDP-D-glucose phosphorylase 1-like. Gene Ontology annotation, cellular component: cytoplasm. Gene Ontology annotation, molecular function: GDP-D-glucose phosphorylase activity. NCBI's taxonomy places the organism in Eukaryota, Metazoa, Arthropoda, Branchiopoda, Diplostraca, Daphniidae. Gene Ontology annotation, biological process: glucose metabolic process. The transcript has 7 exons. The record is from RefSeq and is a predicted model, not a curated record. The coding region runs from base 485 to 1540 and encodes 351 amino acids.